AAAACAAAAAAAAAACACUAUCAUUAAUCAAGUUCCACUGUUCAUUUUCGAUCUGCAUAAUGAUGAUGAGUCGUCGCUAUGGAGCCAAGCUAAUGGAAACUGCUGUGACUCACAGCCAUCUUUUGAAUCCUAGGGUUCCUCUCGUGACGGAAAAUAUUAGGGUUCCGGCGAUGGGAGUCGUGAGAGUUUUCAGCAAGAUGACAUUUGAGAAGAAGAAAACUACGGAGGAGAAAGGAUCUAGCGGUGGCAAGGCUGAUCAAGGUAACAAAGGGGAGCAAUUAAUCGUUAGCUACUGGGGAGUGAAGCCGAUGAAGAUCACCAAAGAAGAUGGAACUGAAUGGAAAUGGAGUUGCUUUAGGCCAUGGGAGACAUAUAAAUCAGAUCUGACUAUAGAUUUGAAGAAGCAUCAUGUUCCAUCGACUUUACCGGACAAACUAGCUUAUUGGACCGUGAAAUCUCUUCGAUGGCCUACCGAUCUUUUCUUCCAGAGGCGGUACGGAUGCAGAGCAAUGAUGCUAGAAACGGUUGCAGCGGUUCCAGGAAUGGUUGGAGGGAUGUUAGUACACUGCAAAUCGCUUCGACGGUUUGAACAAAGCGGUGGUUGGAUCAAAGCCCUACUUGAAGAAGCAGAGAACGAGAGAAUGCAUUUAAUGACAUUCAUGGAAGUCGCGAAACCUAAUUGGUACGAACGAGCUCUUGUGAUUGCCGUUCAAGGCAUUUUCUUCAAUGCUUAUUUCCUUGGAUACCUAAUUUCUCCCAAAUUUGCUCAUCGUAUGGUUGGAUACCUUGAGGAAGAAGCAAUCCACUCUUACACUGAGUUUCUUAAAGAACUCGAUAAUGGUAACAUCGAAAAUGUGCCUGCACCGGCUAUUGCCAUUGAUUACUGGAGACUUGAAGCUGAUGCGACGCUUCGUGAUGUCGUCAUGGUGGUCCGUGCUGAUGAAGCGCAUCACCGUGAUGUUAACCACUAUGCAUCCGAUAUUCAUUACCAAGGUCGUGAGCUAAAAGAAGCUCCAGCUCCCAUUGGAUAUCAUUGAAUCUGAAGAGCUUCUAGCUUUGUUUUGUCGUUUUGAUACGGUCCAGUUUUGUUUUCCUUGUUCCUAAAUGGGCUUUAAUGGGUAUUUGUUAAAAUUUAGUGGGCCUUAGAGUAAGCUUAUUUGUGCUUGCUUUCUUUUUGCUUCAUAAAAGAGUGUUUUGUUUGUUUUCAUUCUCCUAAUAAAUCAGUGCUU
This is a messenger RNA of Arabidopsis thaliana (thale cress), 1229 nucleotides long. It is a transcript of the gene AOX1B, whose product is annotated as alternative oxidase 1B. The record is from RefSeq and is marked reviewed. Lineage: Eukaryota; Viridiplantae; Streptophyta; Magnoliopsida; Brassicales; Brassicaceae. Gene Ontology annotation, cellular component: cytoplasm; mitochondrial inner membrane. The coding region runs from base 60 to 1037 and encodes 325 amino acids. Gene Ontology annotation, molecular function: superoxide-generating NADPH oxidase activity; ubiquinol:oxygen oxidoreductase activity; alternative oxidase activity. The transcript has 4 exons.